Musca vetustissima is the source of this 1107-nucleotide messenger RNA. It is a transcript of the gene Gr22e, whose product is annotated as gustatory receptor for bitter taste 22e. Lineage: Eukaryota; Metazoa; Arthropoda; Insecta; Diptera; Muscidae. Gene Ontology annotation, cellular component: membrane. Gene Ontology annotation, biological process: sensory perception of taste. The transcript is spliced from 2 exons. Bases 1 to 1107 code for a protein of 368 amino acids. The record is from RefSeq and is a predicted model, not a curated record.
AUGGGCCUGACAUCCUAUUGGUAUAACGAAGACAAAGGAAUAUAUCAAAGAAGUAUCGCAUCCUGCACAGUGGUUAUUAGUGUGAACAUUUUGGCCUCCAUCGUUUUAAUUGAGGUUCUAAUUGAUUAUUCGGAAAUCUACGAGAAUGUGGAGGAACGUCAUCGCCUUAUGGUCAUUAUGUCUUCAUUUAAAUAUCUUCAAGGUGUGUUGUUGUUAAAUACCGUUUGGCAUCUGUUGCGACAGGAUAAAAAAUAUACCGAUUUGAAAUGGCAUAUUGAGCGGUUGGAGGAGCAAAGCCGCAAACACUUUUCUAAAUCUCAAGAUAUUGAAAAGAAAUUUAAAUUCCUAGCCUAUUUGAAAUAUUCGAUUAUGUUGUACCUCUAUGGAUCGGUGUUGAUAACCAGUUAUACCCUUAUGUCGCCACAAAGGAAUUUGUGGAUGUGGGUCAUCCUCAAGACAUUCCUGCAUACGAAUCAGCAAUAUCUCACCUAUUUGAUACUCUAUCAAUAUUUUCAAUUAUUUUGGAAAUCGAAUCGGAUGUAUGCCUAUAUUGAACGGCAAGUAGGCCUUCUAGCAAAUGAAGCCUCAGAUGAGCUGCCAUCCUUGAUACGUGUGAAAUUAUCCUGGCUAAUGGAAUUGCAUUCAAAAUUCGGUUCAGAUUUGAGAGAUUUGGAACUCCUAUUCAAAUCUGCAAUUUUUCAAUGCCGCUACAAUAUCAACCUGUAUAAUAUCAUUGCGGUAUAUUAUGUAUAUCUAUUUUCGGUAUAUAUAAAGGAUGCCGUGGCCUUUCUAGGCCUGGUGGUUGCCACAUAUUUCUGCAAUCAUUUGGAUUUAUAUCUGAAUGAUAAUAUGACGGAUAUAACAAAGCAACAUUUUGAAAAUUUAAAUAUUAAUCUGAGGCUUUUCAAUGGCGUUCGAAAUUCCGCAGCUAAACUUAAUAGAGAGUGUGAAGAAUUUGCCAUAUACCUUUGUAAUCGUAAGCUGAAUUUGAAGCUGUCUGGAGCCCUUAAUAUGGAUCGAAAAUCAUGGUUCAACAUGAUGUCCCGUUUGGUUAUGUAUUCGAUAAUAUUAAUACAGAGUCAUAUAAAUAUAGAUCGGCAUAAAUAA